CGGUUUCGUUUUUUUUCUGCUGAGUCUCAUGGUGGGCAUAUCGGAAUCGGAUGUAUCGCUUCGGAGGAAGAUGACAAUGCUUGGUAACUCGAUUAUAUGGUUACUUCACAUCGACAAUUUUUUUGAACCAACAGUCACGUUUAUGACCCUCCAUCCAAACCGCGUACAGUGUUUUUUUGGUUAGGUGUCUGUCUCCAUCUGGAAGCAGUGGCGCUGAAAGAACAAUCAAAUAGAGACGAGAGUUAAAUCCAAUUUUUGUAUCGCUUGCGAGUAUUUCAGUUAACAUUCUGGAGCAUAUACUUUCGUUGAAAUUUAAACGAAACGGUUGUGUCAUUAAGACUUUUUCGUGUACUGUAUUUUUAUGGAGCCAACGAGGCAAAGAUCUUAAUCUUAACAUUGGAGUACUUCUUAGAAAAAAAUUAUCAUGUAUUGUGGUCCAAAGUUGAAGAACCUGAUUACUUAUCCGUUAGAAGUUUUGAAGAACUAGCUUUCAAACGCAUAUUAUUUACUCACAAUCACAAUCACAUCCCAAUUUUAUACAUAGGAAAGCCUCCUUACAGCUACAGGACCCAUCGCGAAAUCGCGUUAGUCUUUUUAAAGCGGUCUCGCAAGCACCCCAUCCCCGCGAUUUUACUUCUUGAAUACUAAUCUGACGAAAUAUGCGUCGAGUCAAUAAAAGAACCCUAAACUCUGACCUGUAACUAUCUUGAACUUUCAACUUUGUAUUUUCUUGUUCGUCGUUCACGUUCACGUUCCAAGUCCUAGCUCAACCUAGAUGGAACAUACAACUAUGAUCAGUACGAAAAAUAAUGUUUUUGACAGAUGUUACUCCAAAGAAGGGUAAGUAUAGUUAUUUUUUUGUGUGUAUGAAACUGAACUUAUGGUAUUAGAAUUUUUGAAACUUUUGAUCGAUAGAAAUUUCUUGCACGGGACGAGUUCGUGGAAUCACGAAGCCAAGUGCUAGAUACGACCUGUCACUGUCUUUGAACAAUACUAGAUGGAAUUCAGGAGCUUAGGCAUAGCUACUUGUAUAUUGCUCUGUCUCCUGCUUAUUCCAUCAUCGUCGGCUUUGGCCUGUUGGGUAUUUUCUCCGAUCUUAGCGUCAUUAGCUAUGUUUGUUGUGUUUUCUCUUGAGUUGGCCGUAUCGUUGUCAACAUUUUCCUCCUUGUGUUGGCCAGCGGAUUUUCAAAAGUAUAUCUGUUAAUUUUUGGAUCGCAGUAAUUAGACUUCUAACUAUCUACGGAAGGAAGCCUUUUUAAUAGAAAGUAGUCUGCUCCUCGUGUAAGUCAGUGUAUUUUCAUUUUGAACGAGAACUAGUGUGAUAGAUCCUUCUUCACUUGAAGAUGUAGUCGUGUGACUGAAUGAUUUGUUCAUCCUACAUGAAAUCUGAAAUUUGAAGGAUUUUUCGCUGAAUCAAUGAGUAUCCAUCUACAUCUCUCUUGUUCACACUUCACGAAGCAUGCAAAGAAAGUAAAGCACCUCCUGUUGUGUGAUUAAUUUCGUAUCACUCGAUCUUUCGAGAAAAUCUUUUUCGCUAUCGGAGCAAGUACGAAGACAGAGGCCACGGCCAGUACUAAAACGAAAAUGCAAGAAUCAAACGGAGGAAGUGGGACGCGGCGUGCACGCCGCCCGCUCCAAGACCUGUCCACAUCUACUGCGAACCAUCAAAAUCUCCAAAUAGAUGUCGGGCAACCACAUCAACAGCACAGAAACCAGCAAGUCGGUGGAGCAAACAAGUAUGUCAACAAGAGCUCGUACUCGACGUCUGCUCUUUGUUACGCUCACACUCAGGGAAAUAGAAAUACAACUUCCACUCAGAGAAGUGACGCCCAUGCGUUGAAUGCAGCUGACUGCAGACCUUCGGCGGCAUCUUCAUCCUUCUUGCGAGUACCGGGGUUUACGCAAGUGGCUCAAACUUCUGGUCAACAUGGUGUUGCCGAGCCUCUGGUUUUGCCGCCCCUUGGCUCUGCGACGUCUGGCUCCUUGGUUGCUGGUUGUGGAUCGGGCAGCACUCCGAGCUGGGGCGCGGGUGGUCGCACAACCACGACCUUCAACAGUGGCGCACCGAUCGUGCCUACUCAAAAUAUCUUGGUGUCUUCGGCACCUGGAGGUUUCUUUCAGGAACAGCAAUCUCGCGCGGCUGCGACUUCAUCCAACAUUAUCAACGUUGAUUGCGACUCCGUCGUCGAACAAGAUGAAUUUGAUGAGGAAGUGGAUGAUCAGGGCCGAAAAUUGCGACCAGAGAUGAAGUACCUACUGAAGCGUGUCCAAAAGUUGGCGGACGAGAGACAAUUGCAAGACAAAGCAGGAGAUGUUGUGGCUGUAGAUCGACCAACAAGUACGGAGGUGCCACACCUCGACCAGUCGGAAGUCUUUGUUGGCAAUAGUACUGAUGCGCAGAGUCGCUUACUUGGACUUGCCCAAUCCCAACAGGAUAUUAUCGGAACGUUGCGCAUGAUUGAUGAGCAUCAGGAAUCUGGCGAUGUAACAUCGAAAAGCAGCGCUUUGAACUACACUUUCGGGGGACGCGACGCCAAUGAGACGAUUGUGGAGGGUGGGCAGCAGGUCUCAUCGACUUUCGGUUCAUCUAUUGCAGUCGAUACCUUGGGCUUGGGUGGAAGCAGUCGUAGUGUCAACAAUGAUUUGUUUACAGCACAAAAUAGUACCGCUGGUGGCUUCUACUUGAGUGCAAUCGAGGGCGCUUUUGACGAAGAUGGCACCAGCAGCCUGCAGUCGUCUUCGCUUUUGAUGACCGAAAUGACAGCAGAAGAUGCGAAUGCUUCGACUGUUUUUGCGUCCCGCCACUCCGACGAUGCUUCUAGUGUGCUGUUACCUCCUCUGGUAGAGGAUUCAAAUAUAGCCGCAGGCAGUCUUGACCAAAUGGCAGGAGAUAUCCGGGGUGAGUCGAACUUAGGCAUAGGAUCUUCUGACAACAACAUGAAAGUUGUCUACGAAGACGGGUCUUUUGCAGUGAAAGAACCGGAGGGCGUCUCGGACCCUGCCCGUUGGGCACUGAAUGAUGACGGUCUAAAUGAAGGUACAGAAGGCGAUCACGGGCAUCAAGAAAGAGCAUUGCAAACAGAUGAUGUGGGCAACUUAGAGGACGUAAUCGAGGACGAGGAAGGGGAUGACGAAAUCUUUAACGCCAUCGAAGCCGAGCAACUCAAAGCUUCGCAAGAAGCUGCCCGGGAGAAGCCGUGCCUCCGGCAAUUGCUUCACGCGCCUCCGCCAGCCGGAAACUUCGAGUGGCAUGAGAAUCCGGAAACCGGCCGACUAGAACUCACGUGGCGAUGCCUGAAACAGCAGGAAAUGGAUGCUACCGUUGAACAAGACGCUGAGGAUCAUGACUCUUCGGCGCAAAGUGAAUCAGCCCCUUUGCCGGUGAAAGGGUUAACCCGUGUGCAAGGACGGUCUCAAACAGCAGAGAAUGGCUCUGACGAGGGUACCAAUCUGGUACAAGUGGGACGUCGUGAGUCUGGUUCGCGUGCUUCCAUGUGGUUCCGUAACAACUUGCCUCUGUUACCAGAGGAGAUCGUAUCUUUUACACAAGGCCGCAUCUCAGCCCGACUUGCGGAUACCUCUUCUAGGAGAGUGUCCUCUGCGACAAUCAAUCGCAGUCUGGAGGCAGAUGCACAACGAAGGCAAUUGACUUCUGCCCCACCGCCGUGGCCAGAACGCUCGGAUGAAGAUCCUAUUCCUGAUCGACCGUUGCUGCCUGCCAUGGAGGGCAUUACUGAUGCGGCAAACAACGCGCGCCGUUUGCCAAUCGGAGGUUUGCGCCCGUCGAGCCUUUCGGUUGCGUCACGAUCCUUGCGACAAACUCUUCAGACACGGCGCAUGCCGGCCCUACCUCCAGAGCAGAACGUGGUUCAGUUGCACGACGCUCCACCCAGCGCGAUUGCGAGAAUCGGCGGGCAAAGCCGUCGCGUGACCACACCUGCAGACCCCUUUUUGCGCCUCAUCCGUCCGCGGCCAGAUAUACGGCGGGAACUACGCAGAAUCCCGCCACCAGCGCGAUUCGUGACCCAGCUGCGACACCAAAUUCCGGCGACUGGAACGUGCUGUCACGAAGUGCGGUACACCUUAGCCCCCGAUCUCAUGGUUUCGGACGUCAUCCACGAGAAGUCAGACUCUGUUGUUCUGCAGAGAACCCUCCGCAAAAAGCGCACGGACGGCACUAGAGUGGAGACGGAGUGUGCCGCAAAAUUUUUGCUGCGAAGCAUCCCACUAGAGGAACACGGCAUCACCACGACCAGUCGCGGUGCAGCAGGCACGUCAGGAGUAGCACGUCUGAGCGUCACGGAGACGUUUCGCUGUGUCAUGUGGUCGCACGAGCGCACAUCCGAUGCGGAUCGCUGCGCAUUGGAUGCGGUAGAGGAAGAGCUGCGUUCUCCAGUCUCCGAUCGCAGCAAAGAGCUUUUUCGCGGGAAAAAGUGGAAAGCGGUGACCAGCAAGCAACUGGCGGAUCGUAAUCGCGUGGCAGUUUUGGCCAUGGAGAAGAAGCGGGAGUGGUGUGAACAGCGCCGUGGUUUGAGGGCGGGCUUGAGGGCUGAUCUCUACGGAAAUCGCCGGAUCACGCAAGAUCAGGAGACAGGUCGUACGGAGUUGGAGCAUUCCCGCACACGCAUGAUCAAUCUCGACAACAUCUUCCAGCGAAAUUUGAGUCUACGUGCGGACAAGAGCGACGACCUGGGGCGCGAUAUCCUAGUUUCUUCACGAGAAAUGUUACCAGAUCCUUUCGCGGAUUUUGUGACAUUGUGCACUCGAGCUGCUGAUACAACGGGCGCAGAGGCUGAAGCAGGCCAUGAGGCAGGGAAGACUGCGGGAGUGAACACGAACAAAAUAAAAGCGAAAGUAAAUUGUACCAGCUUCUCAUCCAGUAAGGCCGCUGCUUCAACAUCCUCGAGGGGGCAUAAAGGAGAGGGCAACAUUCCGAUUGCCAAAUGGAAUCGCAGUAAGAAGGAGAUCGUAGACAGUAGCCAGCGACUUAUGGAAGCUGCGCAGGGGGAUUCACUUCCGGAAAUUCUCAUGUUUGAGAACAUUGAGCUGCUACAAGAGCAUGACUGCUUGCUUUCAGCGCAGCAGCAAGCGAAAUUGAAGCUCGGUCGACCGGAGGGGUUCAUGGUGCGUGUUUGUGCGAAGUUGGCUGGGUACUGUCAGAAUGUGAAGAAGCGUCAGGCGGAGACUUCGGGCGUAGAUGACCAAGGAGAAGCGCGUGUCAACGGGAAAGGCAAUCUUCCCAGUGAGCAGAGUCUUCGGGAUAGUGAGGAUUCAAUAUCCGCAGCUGCUCGUUCGAAGCGAAUGCGUAGAAGCACCAGUGGAGAGCGCAAGUCGUCGGUAGCAAUUGCUGAAAAUGAUCACACUUCUGUCUUUUCAACGGUGACAAAUCAUACGACUGCGCGAGAACAAGAAACAGCCGAGACUUCCCUCAAGAACCAUGACGACCUUAAGAGUGGUCUUCCUAUGCGUACCACGUCCAAUGUGUCAACUACCAUAAGCGGCGUGGGCAGUUUUGAUAGGCAAAUAAGUGGUCGCAGCAGCAUGGUCACAAGUGCGGAUGCCUCCUCGCCAUGUUCGGUUGGAGAUUUGGAGCAGAUCUUAAGUAGGAAGUCAUCCUCAGAAGUUUCCAUGGGCGGACAAGACGGCAGCGAGCAGGCUUCUGGUAGUGAAUCGAUUGAGGGAGCGGAUUCUUCAUUGGGAGUCGCCAACCCUGCAAGAAUUGAUGCAAACCGAGCUCAAAAAGAAGGAGGACAGGAAAAGAAGCAAUUUUUGCCGGGGGUGCCCACUUUGCUCGAACCACAUCGCGGCAUUCGAGACAUGCUAUCGCAACGCGAACAACGACCGCGGCAGCUUUCCCGCUUUCUGCAAGAGCAUGCCUUGCGCGUUCCCUCCUUUUACACCUAUUCAAACGACGACGUUUUACUUUUCUUGGAUACGCUCGAGAGCAUGGACGCGUCGAAUGCGCAGUUUCAAACGCUUCUACCCAAUGACUUCCUCGUCGCGCAUCACAGGUAAAGCUAAGUACAACAUGACGUGUUCUACUUACACACUUUGACUAUUCUUGAUUCACAAAAACGCUUCUUGAAGGUGCCAUUACAAUUCUCGACAACAUCAUAAACACUCACAUGCGAAGAUAUUAGGAGAAUGGACUCGCAAAGCUAAAGCAACUUUAUGAACACCUAAACCUUUUUCUCACUCUUUUCAACAGCUACCUCCGCGCACCGCAGCGUUUCACGUUGGUUGACUGGUUGUGCGAAGUCUGUCGUGCCUUCAAGCACAGCACGGUUUGCUUCGAGCUCGCAGUGAACAUCAUGGAUCAGUACUGUGCGAAGAUUCCGUAUCCCGGUAUCGAGCUGAAGUAUUACCAGAUCGUCGGCUCCGUCUGUCUCUUUCUCGCGGUCAAGACCACCGAGCUCUCGCCUUUGACCCUGGAUGAGUUGACGAGAUUGUGCGAUAAUCAGUACAACCACCAAGACUUCCUAGACUGGGAGGUGGACGUGGUGAACAUGAUGAAUUUUCUACUGCUUCGAUACCCGAGCUGCACAGAGUACGGUGGGAUCUUUAUCACUGUGUGGGUUAGUUUGGCGUUGGAAGUCGGAGUGACUAACACGAGAGACGGGAAUAGCAACGCAUCAGCGAUAACGGCAGCUGGUGCAGCCACUAGUACCACUGGUCAACCUUCUAAAGAGACCUCGAAUAACACUCGCAGAGACACCAAGUACGACACGACUACAUCGAUACGAGGUUCUUCUGCGUCAUCGCGCAGACCGUUCGAUGGUAAGGGAGUUGCUGGUACGACUGGAGGCGCAAGAGACACACCGGGACGUCAGCUAACUGCACUCGAGUUUCUGGAGUAUGACAAUGUUGCUUUCGAUCCAUGGUGGCUCUUUCACGCGCGUUACCACAAUGGUCUGCUGUACACCUUCUUUACCCUCUUUAUCGAACUGGGCUUGCACUAUAACGGUACUCACUUUUCUAUGUUGUUUGUACUGGUCAACAUGGUCUUGUUGCAAAAUGAAAAUGAUUUACUUUUGAUUGAUGCUUCACUAGUUCUUUAUUCUACUGCCUGGUCGUUUUAUGUUCAUUAUUCAAGCCACCAAUCACUUUCCUCACACCGACUCCAGAAAUGAUUGACUUUGCGCCGAAGAAACGCGCAGCCGCGGCUCUCUAUUGUGCACUAUGCCUUCUGUUGCGAGCCGAGUGCGAUCGGCGCAAGCAACUUCGUUUUGCGGAUCAGAAAGGGAAAGGAAAGAAAAGAUCCUCUUCUACGCAGUGGCAUUCACAACAUCAAGGAGGCGACCAGGAAUACUCCGAGAUCACGCCAGAAUCGUUGUCUGGUGGAGUUGUGUGGACAUGGGAGUUAGUGCAAAUUACUGGGUUCUGGGCUCGCGAUCUCGUAGAGGAGAUCGUGUUGAAUCGGGUUCUGCUCGAACGCCACGACAAAAAUUCUCUCAAGGGGAAGUCGCUGUGGCGAAAGUUCGAACGGAUAGCGAACUACAUGCGUCCGGAGUGGAUUGAAUGAAGAAAUGACGUGGCUUCGGGUGACUAAAAGAAGGAUUACACUUGUAGAUUUCCGUGAACUGACAAUUUCAAUUUGUACUUCUUUGACAAUUGUACCUAUGUAUGCAUUCUAGUCCCAUUUGAUGUUAGACUGAUCUAGAUUAUCUGAAAAUUAAAUUUAGAAUUACAUCAUCUUGAACUUUUGAGUAAUGUACACUCAUAUUUCUGCUCGUGAAUGCAAACUUCAAUAGAAGAUAUGAAAUCACCUCGUAGGUACCUUUGAGAACUAAAUUUAUAGAACUUUCAUCAUCUAUGGGUAAGGCCUAAACCACAGGCUAGACCUAACGAAUCUUCGUUGAUCACGAAGCAGUUAUCUCUGGACGAUUUUGCGUCAUUGUGCUGCUAAGUCUCAACAUACGAACUUUUUGAAGAAGUCAAUUCUUGCGAAUUUUGUUGAUAGAUUGUUAAGAAUAGGAGUACUAUCCCCCGAUAUAAAUUUGUCCACAUCGACAUCCUUCAACAAGUUAAUCGGAGUCAAUGAAUCAAUAGGAAUGGAUAAAUCUCAGAACGCAUGUUGUAAUGACGGGGCAUCGAGGGCAAUCACGAUCACCUACGCUUUCGACGACCUCGAAGAAAAUAGUUCUGAUUAAUUAGUUGCAAUUAUGAAAUCGUGACUACCUAUGUAUACCUUUUUUCGUCGAAUGUUCGAAUCAGUUGACAGAGUUGACAAAUUUCAAGUAAUUUCAGAUCUACGAAUCACUAGCCACCUGGCGUGGUUCCCCAGGGAAGGACACGAUGGGAACCCGAGACAUUUGCUAGACAGGCGCUGACAUGCUUGAACAGGCGCCGCAAUUGAAGAGAAGCCCGAGAAGUGUCAGCCUUGGCGGGGCGUCAUCGGGCGCGUUGCCGCGCGGCGGCGAGCCGUAUCAGUGCGCGCCGUUUGCCUCCGGAGGAUGGGUGGGCGCUUGGUAGCGGUGGAAGCGCCUGCUGGCCUAUCUUCAAGCGGAAGGCAUAAAAAGGCACACGCAACGCCGUGAGAAUUUGUUCGCUGGGGUCUGAGGCAUUCAGAGGCCAUGCUGGUCCGCGGGGGUUCAGAGGUGUAGGGCGUUGCUCGUGGGGCGCGGCGCUGCAAGCAAGUGACGUGACUGCACGCAAGCAAGCGACGCGACUGCACGAGGCCGCCGCCUCGCACCAUCGGGCAGCGUGGGCCCAGGGCUUGCGUGAGAGGAGAGCGCGGCGCCAAAGCGGGCGCCUUAACUUUCAAAGCCCACGCCCUAACAGCGUGGGCCCAGGGCUGGGGGAAGAGCAGAGCGGGGCGCUGAAGUAAGUGGGCGCCUUAAGUUUCACAAUUCACGUCUUAACUUUCACAAUUGAACUCGCGCCCUAACUUUCGCAGUUCUUGUCUUGACCUUCAAAAUUCAUGUCUUGAGCUUCGCACUCAUGUCCUAACUUUCGAAAUUCGUUCUCCAACUUUCGAACUUUAUGCGCUAACUUUGUUUCAAAGUUCAUGUUUUAACUUUCAAAAUUCACGCCCUAACUUUCGAAAUUCGCGCCCGAACUUUCAAAAGAGUCCAACUUUUCAAAAAAACGCAUGUCCUGCUAACUUUCUUUGUUCAGAAUUCAUUACCUAAGACUUUCAGAAUUCAUGUCCUAACUUUCAGAGUUCAUGCCUUAACUUUCGAAAUUCAUGCCCUAACUUUCUAAGUUCACUCACGCCCUAACUUUCAAAGUUCACGCCUUAACUUUCAAAAUUCUCAGGCAGGCCCUUCGCCUAUGAAGUCGCUUCUGCGCUUCUCACUCGAUUGGCCUUAAAUCUGGGGGGUUGUGGCAGUUGCGUCUUGCUGUGGCCUGGGUUGUGGGAGUUGUGUCUUGCGUUGGUGUGGGGGCUGUGUCCUAAGUUAUGGCGUAAGUUGUGGAAGUUGUGCUUGUGAGCUCAGUUCACCUUCACUGCGACAGCCUGAUGAAAAAGUCGCGCUUUACUCUUCGGGUGUUCGAAUUUGAACACCAUGAGACUCCGAAGAAUCGCGUGGGCUUUAUGGUGUUCAGAUUCGAAUAGCCUGAGAGUGGGGCCGCGCCUUUUUGUAUGCUUUCCGUCUGCGCACAACUGGCCGCCCUAACCUCCACAACCCGCCACAGCUUCCUUUGUUCAUAAAUUCCACAACUUAGAAAACAGUAACAGCCGCCACAACUUGGGCCACAACUUCCACACCUCUCACAACUCAGGGCACACCUUCCACCACUUUCCACAGCUUAAAAGUAAUAAAGAAAGUGCAGCUUUUUCGUGGGGUUUUGGUCAUUCUGCAACUCAUGGCCUAACUUUCGUAAUUCAUUUCUUAACGUUCAAAAUUCAUUUUCUAACUUUCAAAGUUCACGCCUAACUUUCCAAAUUCAUGCCCUACCCCUCAAAUCAAAACUCAAAAUCAAAACGCAAAGCCAAAGCUCAAACUUCAAAAUUAAAAAUCAAAACUCAAAACCAACGAACACUCAAAAGCAAACUUCAAAAUCAAGACUCAAGAUCAAAACUCAAAAUCAAAGCUCAAAAUCAACACUCAAAUUUCAAACCAAAAAUCAAAAGCACUCAAAAUCAAAACUCAAGACCAAAGCUCAAGAUCAAAACGCAAAAGCAAAACUCAAAAUCAGAACUUAAAAUCAAAACUCAAAAUCAAGACUCAAGAUCAAAAUUCGAAACCUAUCAAGACUCAAGAUCGAAACUCAAAAUCAGAACGCAAAACCAAAACUCAAAAUCAAAACUCGAAAUCAAAACUCAAAGUCAAAAUUUGAAAUCAAAGCGCAAAACUUAGCAUCAAAGUCAAAAUUCAAAAUUAAAAGAUCAAAACCGAGGUAAAACUUUUUAAGUAAAGAGAUUUGCGGCCCUCGCGGAUCUCGCUUUCGCAUGCGAUACUUCGGAGCGAGUGCCGAAAAUGCAGUAUGCAUCGAACAAAGGAAGCACCAAAAUAUAUUUGGGGUUAGUCAUUGUAAUAGGUUAUUAGUAUAGCAGAAUUAGUUUUUGUUUCUUUUAAAGUCGGACUAGAU
This is a messenger RNA of Amoebophrya sp. A25, 10533 nucleotides long. NCBI's taxonomy places the organism in Eukaryota, Dinophyceae, Syndiniales, Amoebophryaceae. The record is from the annotation of a GenBank genome assembly.